Messenger RNA from Vigna unguiculata (cowpea), 1033 nucleotides. RefSeq lists its product as uncharacterized. NCBI's taxonomy places the organism in Eukaryota, Viridiplantae, Streptophyta, Magnoliopsida, Fabales, Fabaceae. The record is from RefSeq and is a predicted model, not a curated record.
UUCACCAAAGUGGUUCAAAGCAAGGGACAAGCUUUUAUUACCAAUCCAUGGAGUGGAAUAAUUUUUGUAUUGGUGGAAACCGAUGAAAACCGAAACGCCCUCUUUCUCCUUCACGCAUAAAACCCACUCACAACUUCUUCUCUUCAAUUGGGCACAGGCACAAUCAUGGCGAAGAAGAGAAAAUCCAUAGCCUCAAGCAUGGACGAGGUGGACCGAACCAUGUACGCUUCAUUUUCCAGUGCUGCCAAUUCUCUCUCACACCUCUACACUCUCUCCAUGAACCGCCACAAACUCUCCUUCCAAGCCGGUGAACGCCACUCCCUUGAAAAGCUUUAUCAGUGGAUCCGGAGGCAACAAGAGGGUGGAUCAAGAGUUGCACCUGUUGAUAUACUCGGCUACAUUCAGAAUGAGCUGGAUUAUUGUGGAGAGGAACCGUGUAUGUCACCUAGAAUUCCACAGCAACACCAACAAUCACAACCACUAAUGCAUGCCACUGUCACUGGUUCAGGCUUUCCCGUAACUACAGAAUUUCCUGGCCAGACACUUAUGGGGCAGGGACUCAGGUCUGAGCACAGUGAUAAUCAAUCAAAGAAUUCCGUGUUUUCAAAUGCGUUGUCAAAUCCUGUUCGUCAAGUUGGUGAGGUAGGGAACUACACUGAAGACAACUUUCUUCAGCAGCAAAGCAGGGACUCUGCUUCAUUCAGUUUCAAUGAUGCUGCCAUGGACAUGCAUUCAGACUAGUCUUCUGUUUCAUCUACUGAAUGUGUUUGCUUCACCAUCCCUCUACAUUACCUGCAGAAAGAUUGAAUAAUCAGCGGAAGGGCAUAUCUGAGUUUUGAUCUUUGUGUCCCUACAGAAAACAGCAUUAACUUAUUACAACGCAUGCUUGUACCAUCCAAGUUGAGUAAUGGCUUAGGUCUUCAAUGUUCUUUGUAAAGUUUGUUGUUGAAAUAGUUUAAAGGUAUCAAAAUUUGUACCCUGAUUUCUCUCAGAUACAAACUUUAUUUCAAUGUAGGCAUUACUUCUAUUUCAA